This is a messenger RNA of Hyla sarda, 2753 nucleotides long. RefSeq names its product folliculogenesis specific bHLH transcription factor (gene FIGLA). NCBI's taxonomy places the organism in Eukaryota, Metazoa, Chordata, Amphibia, Anura, Hylidae. Bases 16 to 825 code for a protein of 269 amino acids. Gene Ontology annotation, biological process: regulation of transcription by RNA polymerase II; developmental process. The record is from RefSeq and is a predicted model, not a curated record. The transcript has 5 exons. Gene Ontology annotation, molecular function: DNA-binding transcription factor activity, RNA polymerase II-specific; RNA polymerase II transcription regulatory region sequence-specific DNA binding; protein dimerization activity.
UAUCAGCCGGGCAUUAUGUCUCCUACUCCCGCUAACAGCGCCGGCUACAACAUCAUGGCGUCAGAGCCUGCAGCGGCGGGGACAGCGGCGGAGGAGCCCGCGGAAGCCGCCACCAGCGGGGCUGACAGAGGGGACGGCCGGGAGCCGGCAGAGAGGGACAAGACCCAACCUGGUCAGGCCCAGAAGAGACUGAACGUUCCACCCUUCUUUCUUACACCCCCGCCAGAGCUCCUAGGGGAUGUUGUGAGGGCGCAGUACAACAACCUGCCUUACAUGGCAUCCAUCAAUAAGAUGAAGAGGCUGCCGACUGGACAUUACUUAUGUUUGGAAAACUUUGAGGAGGUUCUAGAAAGAAGGCAGGCAGCCAAUGCCAAGGAAAGAGAGCGAAUCAGAAAUAUUAACAGUGGGUUUUCCAAGCUGAAGACCAUUGUGCCACUGAUCCCCAAGGACAGAAAGCCAAGUAAAGUGGACACCUUGAAAGCAGCCACAGAAUACAUAAGACUGCUUCACGAUAUCUUGGAGGAAACUGGAGGGUUUGAGAAAAUUGAAGAUGUUCCUGAUGUAGAAGCUCAUGAGAGGUACAUGGGGCCAUACCCUCUGAGGCCAGAGUUCGUGAACUCGCUCCCUGCUGAGUUCCAUGUUAAAUCUCUUGAAGAUAUUCAAGGUGGACUGCCAUUUGUUCUUAAGACUGAAGACCCCAUGGGUUUAUGGAGAGCCUCUGGCAUGUUUCCUGGCUAUCUGGGAAUUUUACAGAUUCAGAAGAAUGGCAAAAUGGAAUUCUCAAAGGAGAGGCAUGGUAGGAACAAGUGCAAGCAAAAGGAAUAAUAACACUACAUGACAAUAGUGAAGUAUUAGGCUUGCCAAGUAGUCUACAACAAUAAGGUAGGUUGACUAAACAGAACCUUAUUAACUAAACUAAAUCAAACAUUACUGUGCAUCUGCAGAAGUGCCUGAGUCUAAAGAAUGAGGUUAUUGCGAGGCAGUGGGGUGUUAUAAAGCUUUAAAUUCCCUCCAUUUGGCCCAAGUGAUUGAAAACUGAUGCAAGCAACCUAAAGCCGAAGCAAUAGAGCGCUCCAUGGUUCAGUUAAGAUGGGGCACAUUAGAUACUGGCGAUCAGGUACCUCCAUGCUUUUCCAUUUGGAUUUUACAAAGAAAAUCGUAUACUUUGCUCCACAAGGGUUGUAUUAUCCUGCAGUCCCACUAUACAUGGCACAGAGUGCCUAUUUGCGCACUAUGGGGCUGCCUGGAUAGAUCUUGGAAAGUCUGUAAGGGGUAAAAUACCAUUGAUACAGAAAUUUUCUGGUUUAUUGCAAAUGUGCAGCACUUCAGGAUACUCUAGCAGGUAAAUUGAAGGCAAAGGUCCAUUGUUGGUUGAAAAAUGAAAGCCCCCUAGUCCUGCUCCCAUUUGUGGCAACAGAGAAUAAGGUCAGAGUCAGAUGUGAGGGCACUAAAGGCUUUAGAGAUACCCUUGGUAGGGCACCAGGGCUUAGCAAAAUAUACACCAUACAAGAACUUAGGGCCAGAAAGGGAGAUUUUUAGGGAAAAUAUAUAAUACCUCACCUGGAGGAACUUAUAGAAGUCGGUAGUUGGGAGGUCAUAUUUUUGGGAGAGCUGUUAAAAUUACAUUAGUCCCGUCAAGCAUGUCUUGAUUCCACGCAGUUUCCAAGAAGUGAAAUUAAUGUCUGGCAUCUGCAGCUGCAUAACACCCAAUGGCAGCUCUCUAAGGGUCAAUGGAACUAAUGAUUCCUUAACUAUCAGAAGGGAGUUGCAGAGAUUGUCGGGUGAGUUGUGGCAGGGUUUUUGUCAGUAAGACUGGGUAGCCAUAAGGUGUUGUGUAAGGAAUCGGUGGAAAUGAAGGAGGACUCUGUCAACCCACAGUUUGGAUUCCUGAGUCCACCAGGCCCUCAAUUGGUCCAAGAGCCCUGCUUGGUGAUGCCUCUGGAGGUCUGGGCAGCCUAAGCCACCUCUAUCACUUGGUAGGCACAACAGCUUAGGAGAGACUCUCGCUCUUUGAUGCUUCCAAACAAAUUGCAGAGAGAGGAGUUGCAAAGAACUGAUUCUCGGUUUGGCUACAGUGACAGGUAGGUAUCCAUGAUAAAGGUAGGUUAGAGUAGUUGGCAAUAUCACGAGCGAGAAAGGAAGCCAGUGCCGCAUACCGUAGUUAACUGACUUAUCUAGAUAUGGCUUCUUACACACUGCUGCUGCGCCCCGACAAGAACUGCCAUCAAGCUUUAUUUUUUAUUUCCUCGAGUUUGACGAACACAGCAGGCAACAGCGGGUUCUGAUGGACCCCAUUAUAGUCAGAGGUCUGUCAGGCACUGCUGUUUUUCACCAGGAGUAGCUGGAGAAAAAGACGGCGCAAGCUGUAUUUUUUUUUUUUUCCCCCCCACUAUUUUCCCUGGCUACAAUGUGAUAACGGUAGUGUGAACGGGUCCCAAGGGGGACAUCAGGGUGAUUUCCAAGUACUGGAUCUGGCCAUGUGGUGUAUGGGGUAUGUGGUGGUCAAUUUUUGUCAGACCUCGGGACACCUAUGUCCAAAAUAAGGGAUUUAAAGGCAUUGACUUUAUAAUAGCUAAUGUUACCAAAGUCCUGGAGAAUGGAGGACACACCAGUUAUAUUAUACAAAACAACGGAUAGCGUCCAGGCACUGCAGAGCAAUAGAGUAGCCGUAGAAACGGGUAUGGAACGGGGCUGCUAUAACAAGGACACCUGUUGCUAUAUGGUAGGGGAAUGUGUGGUGCGGCUUCAACCCA